Molecule: messenger RNA, 1787 nt
Organism: Macadamia integrifolia
Lineage: Eukaryota; Viridiplantae; Streptophyta; Magnoliopsida; Proteales; Proteaceae
Product: phosphatidylinositol transfer protein 3-like
Exons: 6
Coding region: 408-1400 (330 amino acids)
Molecular function (GO): phosphatidylinositol transfer activity
Source: RefSeq, a predicted model, not a curated record
UCCCAUAGAUUUGGAAAUGAACAUGUGGUUGCUAAACAGGUUAGCCCACAUGGUACAGUUUCCAUAUGCUCGCAUGUCUAGGUAUUGAAUGAUUUUGAAGUUAUCAUUUCUUCUGUCAGUGCCACAUCGGCUGGUCAACAAGUAUAAAUAUCGGAUUAUGGGUUUCGUUUGUGGUGAAGAAAUUUCUUCCAAAAUUGGUUAGUUGAUAACUUACCAUUUCAUGGUUCCACUUAGCUUUUCUCUGUUCUCAGAAUGAGCUUAUUUCUUUGUUGGACAAGUUGAAAUUCCUCUAAGAUAAGAGCUUUCACAUUUUCCCCGUUAUCUACCAUGGAAUUGUUGGUGAACUGUUGUGAUUGAUUCCUACUAUCACCUCCAGCUGUUUAUUACGUCCAUUUAAUUUGGGGAACAUGUCUUCCAUGAAAUUGCAACGAAGUGGGGUAGAGAAAACUUUUUCAUAUGAAGAUCAGCAAGCCAAGAUUAAUGAAGUUAGACAGCUGAUGGGUCCUAUUGCGGACAAGCUACCAAACUUGUGUUCAGAUGCUUCAAUUCUAAGGUAUCUCAGAUCAAGGAAUUGGAAUGCGAAGAAGGCGUGUAAAAUGCUGAAAGAAACAUUGAAAUGGAGGCUUGAUUACAAACCAGAAAAGAUCUGUUGGGAAGAUGUUGCCUGUGAAGCUGAGACAGGAAAGAUCUACAGGACCAGUUACUUAGACAAGUAUGGAAGGCCCGUUCUUGUCAUGAGACCUGGUUUCCAGAACACAACCUCAACAAGAGGCCAGAUAAAAUAUUUGGUUUAUUGUAUGGAGAAUGCCAUAAUGAAUUUGGCUCCAGAUCAGGAGGAGAUGGUAUGGCUAAUUGACUUUCAAGGGUGGACAAUGGCAAGCAUAUCGGUGAAGGUCACUCGUGAAACAGCUCAUGUAUUGCAGAACUGUUACCCUGAGAGGCUGGGCCUAGCAAUCCUCUAUAACCCACCAAAAAUUUUUGAAUCUUUUUGGAUGAUGGUGAAACCUUUUCUGGAGCCCAAGACGUACAAGAAAGUGAAGUUUGUAUAUUCUAAUGACCCAGAAAGCCAGAAGAUAAUGCAGGAACUUUUUGAUAUGGACAAACUUGAAUCUGCAUUUGGUGGGCGAAACACAGUUGGGUUUGACUACAAAGAAUACGGUGAGAAGAUGAAAGAGGAUGACAGGAAGAUGUUUGAUUUCAUUAACUCAGGAUAUUCAACCCGAUCAGUUUUGUCUGAUUUCCCGCAAUCAGAGUUAUCGGUUUCAGGACGUGGUUCAGAUAAUGAAGGUUCCUCUGGGGAUGAUGGAAUUGACCCAAAGGAUAUUGAUGGCUCGUCAGAUGAGAAGAUACCAGGCCAGAGUGCCUGCAAAGACGGUGCACUCGUUUUGACAGAGGCUUAGACAGAGGUGUUGCAAACGAGUGAGUCAGCUUGAAACUAGAGAAACAAAGGUAAGGGCUUGAUCCCUAUACCUUCAAAACUAGACAUCUAUGCUGCUCAGCUAACUGCAAUUCCUUUGGAUGAAAUCUAUGUAGGAAAAGAUUCUCCAAUUGAUGGAUCACUUUUUUGAGAAAUCCAACAUAGAAAAUAAGAUUAGUUGGAACAUCCAUCCUAUUUGGACUCCCUUGUAAGUAUUUAGGCAAUUUCAUGAUUUCAUCAUUGGUUGUAACUACAACUCUGUUGAGAAAUUAUUGUAUUCUCAUUUAGUGGACAACUCUGUUGAGAAAUUAUUGUAUUCUCAUUUAGUGGACAGUUUAGUGGAGAGUUUGUUUAACUGAACAAUUUUUCA